Dentiscutata erythropus is the source of this 200-nucleotide messenger RNA. The record is from the annotation of a GenBank genome assembly. Lineage: Eukaryota; Fungi; Glomeromycota; Glomeromycetes; Diversisporales; Gigasporaceae.
AUGACAACUGAUCAAAAGCAUUCAUCUGAUAAUACACUUACUGAGCAAGAAGCUAUCAGACGUACAGAGAAAAUAGCCCGGAUAUUUGAGUUAUAUGAGCAAAAUUCGAAGCUUAAAAAAGACGGUAAAAAGAGUUUUUUUCUAGCAUUGCAUUUUCUUUUACCCUCAGAUGGUGUACGAUUUCUUCGAAAAAUAUCUGG